GCCUACUUCUACCCCGACCCCCUCCUCUCCGACUACCGGAUGGACAACAUCCGCUGGCAGUGGGUGGACGGGAUCUUCUCGCUCACUUUGUCGCCCGUGGACCCCGAGUCCGAGGAUCGGUACCUGUACUUCCACGCGCUGAGCUCCAACCGGGAGUUCCGCGUCCCCGUCUCCAAGAUCAACACGGAGCCGGCGGCUCGCAACAGCGUGGACGACUUCGAGGCGGUCGGCGAUCCCCGCGGCGGUGCCGGGCAUCACGCUAGCGGCUCGGCCAUGGACAACAACGGCGUUCUCUUCUACAACAUGCCCUCGCUGAAAGCCAUCGGGUGCUGGAACUCCCGAUCCUACAAACACAGCCAGUACUCGCAGGGUCUUCUGGCGGUCAGCAACGACUCCCUCUCGUUCGCCAACGACAUGAAGCUGGAUUUCACCGACGUGGACCAAGACGGUAACCCGAGGAAGCUCUACAUCAUGGCUAAUCGGCUCCAUCAGUAUCUCUAUGGCAGACUCGACCCGGUCGGACCCAAUUACUUCUUGACUGUUGUUGAUGUGAGUCGCGCCGUCAGGGGAACUGUUU
Molecule: messenger RNA, 577 nt
Organism: Bemisia tabaci
Lineage: Eukaryota; Metazoa; Arthropoda; Insecta; Hemiptera; Aleyrodidae
Source: RefSeq, a predicted model, not a curated record